AUGUCUGGUCCUAGUAAGGAGGCUUUUGCUAAACUGGUAAGUUAUUUACCUUUUAGGUUGUAAUACGGCAGUUUGAUUCAUUAUUUGUCAUUUUUUGGCAUUGCCUUGUUUUCAAAAAAAAUUUUAGUGAAGGUUUCUAUGUUUACUCAUCUCACAUAUUACUCUUCCAGCACACCGAAAACAAAAAGCUUCUGAAACAAGAGACUCAAGGAUACCAUCUUCAGAACCUGGAGAACAACCUCCUCAAGGACUUGAUCGAUCGUGCCAAAGAACAUGAACUGGAAUACCUGGACUAUUUGGUCAAACUUCAAGAGCAACGUGAAAAGAACUGUCAAUUGUUGACACAGACUUUCGAGAUUUGUCUGAGAUACCAGAAAUUAUGUAGACAACUUCGAAUUGAGCCGAAGAUGAAGUUGACCGAGUUGAGAGAUGAAAUGAAAGAAUUCGUGGUCAAAACGAAUGUGAAGCAUAUGGAAAAGUGCAAGGAACAGCAGGAUGAGCUGCUUCAUGAAUGGCUGUAAAAUUUUUGAUUUAAAUUUUUUGUUUCCCUUAGGUAAGUUAUAGUAAGUGUGGCAGAGUAUGAUAGGAAUCGGGAGAAUAGGGUAGAGUAGAUUAGGGUAGGAUAAGGUAUAGUAAAGUAAUGUAAAAUAAAGAGCAUAGCAGAGUAUCUUAUUAGGUUGUUCAAAUAAUUCUAACACCGAAAAUUUGCUUUGAGAAGGGACACAGAAUUACCUGAACAACCUAAUUAGGGCCGGGCGGGGACUUUUGGUCUGGGGGCAGGGGUCCAAAAAAUCGGCACAGGUAGCUGCUACCUGUGCCGAUUUUUUGCGAAAAUUUUUUUCCAAAAAAUCCACAGGGGGGACCACGUUCAAAUUUUUUUCGAAAAUUUUUUUUCUGGGGGGGCGGGGUACCCCCCCCUCGCGCCCGGCCCUGAACCUAACAUUUAAAAAAUGAUUUCAGAGAUCAUGUAAACUCAUUGAUCACCAAGUUCCUGGCUUCACCAACGCCAGAAGUGCCCAAAAAUGAACGAAAAUUGGACGAAUCAUCUUGA
This is a messenger RNA of Bursaphelenchus okinawaensis, 1051 nucleotides long. NCBI's taxonomy places the organism in Eukaryota, Metazoa, Nematoda, Chromadorea, Rhabditida, Aphelenchoididae. The record is from the annotation of a GenBank genome assembly.